UCUGAGGAGAGAGAGAGAGAGAAAAAAAAUAUAUAUAUGGAGGGGAAAACCCCCAAAUCAUCAACUACAAUUACUAUUCCUACUACUCAUUAUACUCCUUCCCCUCCAACAACAAUAGCAUCAUCAUCAGCUUCCGCCAAAACCGUUACUAAUCCUUCUUCUUCUUCACCAAAAAUCAUCAGAGAAGACGGCGAACUCUUUGCUUCCGAAAACGACGAGUUAGCGGGACCACGACUCCCUAAUAGCACAAUUCUUCCGGCAGCUCCAUCAAACAAGGAUGUUAAGGCUGCUGAGACAGGGAUAUCUGCUCUGACUAACAAUUCUACACGCAUUUCUGCGGACUCAAAAACUUCAGUGCAAUUGAACAAUCGUAAAGGUACAGAGAAGAAUCGAGUGCCUUUUGUGAUUAGUUUCUCGGAUGAUGACAGUGGCAGUGAGUCCGAAGAAUAUGUCCGAGGAAACAAAAUAGAGUCUGUUGAGAUGACAAGAGGAGUCACGGACAACAGAAAAUCCUCCACUUCAAUGGGGAACUCACAAAUGUGGCAACAAGCUGCCAAAACUAACAAGCAAAUACCCAAAAAGCGAUCUAUGACUCGUAUAUUUGCCCCAUCAACCAACAGAGUUAAUGCAACCUUAUCGAAUAAUGGUGGAAGCUCCUCUGUUGGGGCAAAAACUCAUCUUAAAAAAUCUAAUCCGCCGAGCAAGAAUAAACUUGGGCCAAACGUUCAUGUGAACAGCAAUAAAGUCCAAGACCUAAGACAAUUAAUCGCAAUUCGUGAAAAUGAGUUAAAAAGUAGAAGUGACAAACCUGAUAAGGAGGCAGUUCCAAGCUCGUUAAAGAACAGUACAAAUAUGAAAGCUAAGAAUGUUGCUGUUAGGACCAGAGAUUCUGCUGAACGUGUAUUUACUGAACCAAAGGAACCUGAGCAUAAACGUCUAAAACUUAGUGAGCCUCCUACAAAUGCCCCAACUUCUGCUGGCCAACAUGACAAGCCUCCUUCAGAGUCUACAGGAGCCGGAACUUCUGCACUGGAUAUUGAUGGCUUGAAUGGUAGAUAUGAUGGCAGUUAUUGUGACAAAGAAAUUCUAGGUGGGACACGACAGACCAGUUCAUUGCAGCAGACAAAGGAAGUGAAAAAUUAUAACACCCCUUCAAUGAAUCCACCAUCAGGUGCCAACAUAAUCCGGAAUAACAGUUGGCAUAACAAUAAUCUCGUUGGGUCUUCUGCACAAUUAACUGCUAUAACUUCUCCACCUAGACAGGGACCUCUCAAUAAUUCAAGUAUUUGGAAUCAUUUGGGUACUACAAAGAUGUUGGGAACUGGUGAGAUGGAUAUGAAAUCACUUCUCGAAAUAGAAGAGUUGCAAGACAAAGAGCUCGAUGAGGCACAAGAGCAUAGGCGCAGAUGUGAAAUUGAAGAAAGAAAUGCUUUAAAAGCUUAUCGUAAGGCUCAACGGGCUUUAGCUGAGGCUAACGCUAGAUGUACUUAUCUUUUCCAUAAAAGAGACUCUUUUUCAGCUAAUCUGCGGUCACAUGUAAUGGAUGACUCAAGUAUGUACUGGCCAAAUAUGCCGCAUCUGCAUACUAGAGCUAAUGUGAAUUCCAUAACUAACAUGGUGGAAAAUCAUCUACCACAAAUGCAAAAUGAAUUUCAUCAGAAUGUUAGGCCAACUGAUGAUCUACAUGAAGAUGGAAAAAAUCUGGUUUCUGAAUCAUGUGGUGAUCCUGAUAUAAGUGAAUUGGAGCCUCACGAGGAAGAGAAAACAAAUGAUGUAUCUUCUUCACUUCAUGAGAAUAAUAAUACUUUAGCUGAGGAUGAACGGGCAUCUGUUUUUGCGCUUAAAGUUGGUGAUACUAGUCAUUGGGAAGGAUCAUGUAGCGGAAUGACUGAAGUUCAUAAUGACUCGAUGAUGGCACCCAACCCUAAUGAGGACUCAUUGCUUCUUGAAGCAACAUUGAGGUCUCAACUGUUUGCAAGGUUAGGAGCUAGAUCUUCCAAGAAAAAUGAUUUGGGCCAGAGCAUUGAACCUACCGUUGAUGAUUUAGAGGAUGGGGAAAUCAUGGAAGAUUCUGGAAACACACCAUUUUCUGAAACCGAGAGGGACCAACUUUAUGAUAUUGGAGAUAUUGGGAGGUCAGAUAAGAGUUUAUCUGAAUACUCCAUGGGCACCAAGGAACCGAGUGAUUUGAAGGAGCAUCCUAUCAAUUAUGGAUCUUCUCUGGCUGAGCCAAUUUUGCGUAGUGGUUUUGGUCAUGUGAAGUUUGCAGACAUUAUGAGAUUCAUGCCAUCAGAAACUGGUGAUGUUUAUGCUGAUAAGAGAGUUGUUGAUGGUGUAUGUGGGGUGCAGCCAACUGAUUUAGUUUCCGGUUCAAAAGCAUUUUCUUUAUUGGACAUGCAUGUAACUGAAGUUGGUUCUUACUCCUGCAAUUUAGCAAUCAACCCUUUUUGGCCUCUUUGCAUGUUUGAAUUAAGAGGCAAAUGCAACGAUGAUGAGUGUGAUAUGCAACACAUCAGAGACUAUUCAUCCAAAAGCAUUGAUUGUAACAGAAAUGAUAAUAGAAUUACUCGGUACCUUGGUUCGCUUACAUUGGCUCCACCUACUUAUGUGGUGUGCCUAGACAGUCUGAAAGAUGCAUCACAUCCGUAUAAGUACUUUGUAGCUCAAACUGUUGAACAACGCUGGCAAAAGUAUUAUAGUGCUUUUUUGGUUGGGUCAAGUUCACUCCUCGCAGAUCUGAACUCAGAUGAGCCAUGUCUACAUGGUCCUGAAACACGCAUUGAGGUCCAUGGGGUUUGGAACAGACAAUCAUCAUACUUCCAUGGUAAACAUGGCAAAGAGAGCCUCUCGGAUCAGCAUAUGGAUGAUACUUAUCAGCCCCUUGAGGUAGCUCUUUAUAAUCUCAGUAGAGAGGUUAACAAACAGAAAGGACGCAAAGAGGCUCUCAUAGUCCUUGCUCGAGCUCUUGAGGAACAUCCUGCAUCUGUGCUUCUCUGGAAUGUGUAUCUGCACAUUUACUACAGCAAUCAGAAGUUAGUUGGAAAAGAUGACCUAUUCCGUUAUGCGGUUGAACACAAUGAAACAUCUUAUGAAUUAUGGCUGAUGUUCAUCAAUAGUCGGGAGAGACUUAAUGAUCGUUUGUCUGGGUAUGACGCGGCAAUCUCCGCACUAUGUCGGCAUGUAUCUGCUCCUGAAAGGAAUGCCAGGCUUGAUAGUGAAUGCAUUUUGGAUCUCUUUUUACAAAUGAUGAGCUGCUUAUGCUCUUCUGGGCAGGUUGACAAUGCAAUACAAAAGGCUUACACACUUUUGUCAUCUACAAAAAGAUCCUGCGAGCUGACCCCUCUGUUUCUUCCCGAUCUUUAUAAGUCCCUAACAGUAACUGCAAAAUGUGUUUUAUGGAUAUCUUGUAUCUACUUGAUCCUUUAUAAAAAGUUACCCGAUACCGUCGUGCGACAAUUCGAAUGUCCAAAAGAAUUAUCUGCAAUAGAAUGGCAUUUUGUUCAGUUAACACCUGAUGAAAAGCUGCAAGCAGUCACCUUGAUGGAACUUGCGAGUGAAUUUAUUGAUAGCAUACCAGAACAGAGCAAAAGGACUCUUAAAUCAGCAGAAAGGUUUGCUCUUAAUCACAUCAAAUGUGCUGCUGUUCUUGAAGGUUUUUAUUCUUCCAAAAUCCUGUUGAAAAAGUACAUCGAGUUGUACCCUUCAUGUAUGGAACUCGUACUUUUGUCAAUACGAGUCAAUGGAUUUGACUCAACUGAGUCAACAUAUGCAGCAUUUGAAGAGGUUAUAAGUAAUUGGAUUGCAGAAUCUGGUGUGCAGUGUAUCUGGAACCAGUAUGCGCAAUAUGCUCUUGAGACUGGAAAUGUGGAUCUUGCUAAAGAUACAAUGGAACGUUGGUUUAGCUCCAUUUCUGAAGAUCAUCAUCCAAAGACAAAUGUCAGUGCCUGGAUAUCAAUGUCGACCCAGACCGAUAUUGUGUUUGGAUUGCUUAAUCUCUCCUUGCAUAAUCUGUUGCAGAAUGAUCUUACGGAAGCCCGUAUUGCCAUUGAGCAGGUUUUUGAAGUGGCCUCUUCUGAUUACUAUAACCAUUGCGUGAGAGAACAUGCUACAUUUUUGCUUAGAAACAGUGUUGGUUUCGGGAAAGCCAGUUUCUAUAGUUUCUUAAACUCGAUUAACCGUUAUCUAAUGGAUCCACGUGUUUCCCCUCUUCCUGAUCCACUUUCCAGAAGCUUUAUCAAGAGCAUCAAGAAACCAAAAACUCAAAAAAUCGUUAACAAUCUACUGUGUCCUAUAUCAUCCGACUCCGCUUUGUUGAAUCUCGUUCUUGAAUCAUGUUAUGGCUCUCUUCUGCUUCCACUUCAAGCUUCUGAAAGACUAACAGAUGCUGUGGAUUUUGCUGAAGCUUUAAUGGAAAUAAGGCCUGCUAAUUAUCAGCUCGCGCUUUCCAUUUGUAAGAACCAGUUUGAUGUGAAACCUAGCAUAUCUUUCUGGGCGAGCGCACAGUUGAUAGAUUCUCUGUUUCAGGCAGUUCCAGUUGCACCGGAAUCUGUCUGGGUUGAGGCAGCAGGCUCGUUAAAAAUUGUACCAGGCUUAAAGUCUAUGCUGGAGAGUUUUCACAGAAGGGCAUUGUCGGUUUACCCGUUUUCGGUAAGACUAUGGAAGUCGUAUCUUGGCUUAUUCGCUAGUAAUACUGAGAAGGCCAAUGCAGUCGUUGAAAUGGCUAGAAAAAAUGGUAUAAAGCUAUAAUUCCGAGUAUGUUGUGGUUGUAGAUGUAUCGAGUUUUUGUUGCAGAUUUUAUGUAAGUAGAAGAAUAGUCAUUAACCUCUUGAGGCCAGUGGGUUGUUAAUCUUGUUUUUCUCUAUAUUUUGGUAAAGAAGUAGAGGGGUAGGUAUAAAUGAUCAUUGAUGGAAAUAGAAAAGUGUCUUCAGAUGGCUACAGCUGUAGAGAAUUAUCGAAAGAUUUUGUUCUGUUAACCAAUUUGCUGAAUUUUCAAUGGAUCUCGGUUCUGAUA
Erigeron canadensis is the source of this 5011-nucleotide messenger RNA. RefSeq lists its product as uncharacterized. The record is from RefSeq and is a predicted model, not a curated record. Lineage: Eukaryota; Viridiplantae; Streptophyta; Magnoliopsida; Asterales; Asteraceae. Gene Ontology annotation, biological process: RNA processing. Gene Ontology annotation, cellular component: exosome (RNase complex); nucleus. The coding region runs from base 37 to 4746 and encodes 1569 amino acids. The transcript has 10 exons. Gene Ontology annotation, molecular function: protein binding.